Molecule: messenger RNA, 2478 nt
Organism: Spea bombifrons (plains spadefoot toad)
Lineage: Eukaryota; Metazoa; Chordata; Amphibia; Anura; Pelobatidae
Gene: FKBP9
Product: FKBP prolyl isomerase 9
Exons: 10
Coding region: 93-1862 (589 amino acids)
Molecular function (GO): peptidyl-prolyl cis-trans isomerase activity; calcium ion binding
Source: RefSeq, a predicted model, not a curated record
GACUGGUACCUCCCACUUUCUCUCUCUACACACUCCCAUCACCGUGAGACCACGGAGUCCCCUCUUUCUGCUGCCCCUCUGCACCCCGCCGUAUGCCACCUGGCUUAGUUAUGCAUAGAAGAAGUAUCGCGACUACCACCGCUCCCCGAACUAUGAUGCCCGUUAGCCGCUGGCCGGUGUUGGCCCUGCAGGCCGUCUUUUUGGUCAGCUUCGUGACUUGCAACGACGCCCCUCCGGUACCAGGAGACCUGCAUAUAGACAGUAGAUCGGUGCCCGAGAGUUGCCCUCGAACUGUCAAGGAGGGAGACUUCGUGAGAUAUCACUAUGUUGGAACAUUCCCCGAUGGCACCAAAUUCGAUUCAAGUUACGACAAAGGCACCACAUACAAUGUGUUUGUGGGGAAAGGACAACUUAUUGCAGGAAUGGACAAAGCCCUGAUUGGAAUGUGUGUAAAUGAGAGACGAUUUGUAAAAAUUCCACCCAAUCUUGCCUACGGGACGGAGGGAGUGUCCGGUGUAAUUCCCCCAAAUUCUGUGCUGCACUUUGAUGUUCUUUUGCUGGAUAUCUGGAACCCAGAGGACACGGUUAAAGCAGAGUCAUAUUACAAACCAGAAACAUGCUCUCGAACAGUCCAGGUUUCUGAUUUCAUUCGCUAUCAUUACAACGGAACUUUGUUGGAUGGGACGCUUUUUGAUUCCAGUCACAAUCGGAUGCGUACUUAUGACACCUAUGUGGGAAUUGGUUGGCUAAUCCCAGGAAUGGAUACUGGUCUCCUAGGAAUGUGUGUGGGGGAAAAACGGAUCAUCACAAUCCCACCAUUCCUGGCUUAUGGAGAAGACGGUGAUGGUAAAGAAAUACCUUCUCAGGCUUCUUUAGUCUUUGAUGUAAUUUUGCUGGAUCUGCACAACCCGAAAGACAGGAUCACUGUAGAGAGCCAGUAUGUUCCAGAAAAUUGUGAGAGAAGAACUCAAGUUGGGGACUAUAUCAGAUACCACUACAACGGGACACUGUUAGAUGGCACAUUCUUUGACUCAAGCUAUUCUCGAAACCACACCUAUGACACCUACAUCGGAAAGGGUUAUGUGAUUGCUGGGAUGGAUGAAGGUUUACUUGGUGUGUGCACAGGAGAAAAGAGGAGGGUGAUCAUUCCUCCACAUCUUGCAUAUGGUGAAGAAGGCAGAGGGAAAAUUCCAGGAUCUGCGGUGUUGGUAUUUGACAUCCAUGUCAUGGAUUUCCAUAAUCCAGAGGACUCCAUCAGCAUUACUUCUCAGUUCAAACCAAGCAACUGCACUGUACUAAGCAAGAAGGGAGACUAUCUAAAGUAUCACUAUAACGCUACCCUAAUGGAUGGCACUGUGCUGGAUUCAACGCAUCAUUAUGGCAAAACAUAUAACAUAGUGUUAGGAUCUGGACAGGUGGUGCUUGGUAUGGACAUGAGUCUACAGAAUAUGUGCGUUGGGGAGAAACGUAUAGUUGUUAUCCCUCCACACUUAGGUUAUGGAGAAGCUGGAGUUGAGGGUGAAGUCCCUGGAAGCGCGGUGUUGGUUUUUGAUAUUGAGCUAUUAGAAUUAAUACCUGGCCUACCAGAUGGAUAUAUGUUUAUAUGGAAUGGAGAAGUGUCUUCGAACCUAUUUGAAGAGAUAGACAAAGAUAACGAUAAGGAGAUUAUAUUGGAAGAGUUUUCUGAGUAUAUUAAUGCCCAAGUUGAAGCUGGGAAGGGAAAACUAGCUCCAGGUUUUGAUGCUGCCAGGAUUAUUGAAAACAUGUUCAAAAAUCAGGAUCGAAAUGAAGAUGGGAAGAUCACAGAACAAGAAUUUAAACUAAAAGACCAAGAGGACAAAGAGGCCCAUGAUGAACUGUAAUAUGGAUCAGAGUAUUUUAAAUGUGUGUCUUUAUGCACUGUAUAAGCAUUAACAUGACAGUCUGAAACAUUUUAGACACAUGUAGAUGUGGUAAGUGGCAACAGUGAGCGUUGGCUUGUUUAUUGACAGAAUAUAAGUAACUUAAAAACCUUGGUAUACUUCAAUGUGAAUGUAAAAAGAUUGUGUUUAUUGAGGAAAAUAUUAAAAGCUGUUGCGCCUAUUAAGUGGCUUUUGCUGCUUAAUAUUUAAAAAAACAAACAAAAAAAAACAGAAGCCAGUAUUAUCAAUUGCAACUUUACAAGACAUGUCUACAUACAUUCUCUUAAUAAACAAGCAAUGUGAAAAGUAUCUUUUUACAUUUUAUAUAAACCCUACAUUUGCGUGUAUGUGUUUGAUUAUUGGGGGGGGGGUUCGCAAGAAUGGUUGGAAAUGAGAACAGUUGUUCUAUUCGAAAUAUUCACAACCAGUAUUAGGUCAGUUUAAUUAAUGCUCAUAGCCCCUGCAGUGAAGCAUCUGCAACCAUGUAGAAUAUACAAUGCUUUUGUGGAAGACUGUUUGAAAAAGUGUGUCUUUUUUUAUUUCUUAAACAGAAUUAAAAAUUUUUGAUCCUGAACAA